ACAUGGACUCAGCGACCAUGGCCACUCACUCAGCUUCGAUGCGACCACUGACAGAAGAAGCCAUGCUCAACGUGAUCGCCAUGGCAGCAUCAUCACUCAUCCAAGCCCCCUCACUCACUCCAGACCAUGGCCAACAUCCCCCCUCCCUCCCUCCCUUCCUGGCUCAUGAGCAAGGACGCUGCUCCACCACGCCAUAAAUUCGUCCCCAGUUGCAGAUCUUCGUGAGAGCUUGAUGCCCCUGGGUGAAGACGAUAAAAUCCCCUACUUGCAAUGAGCCACUACGUCUCCAUUGGAAUUGCUCCGUCUGUCUGUCUCCCUGUGUGAGAGCUGGUGUUGCAGAUGAGAGGGCGCUGGAAAAGCUCGAAACUCAUGAUCACAGUGUGCUGGUGGUGGGUUUUCUUUCCUGUGAAGGAAAAUGCCAGUCGUUUUGGGUGGAGAUAGAAUUGGCGAAGUAGAAGCAAAGCAAAGCGAGAAAGAAAAGAAGCAGAGGUGCCCGGGCUGGGGCUUUCCUGUUCGCGGAAUUCCCGUUGUUGAAGUGGAACGAAAGCUCCCUUGUGGCCUUGACGUUGAUUGAUGGCGGGCUGGACUGGUUAUGUUCGUUUAUUUCUUCGCUUCCGCCGGAUGAUUGACUGUUGAUUGUUGCUUGUAUCUCAAGACCGACGCUGUUUGCGUUUUGUAUUUCUGUGGGAGAUCUGAGCCUGGUGGAGCUGAAGAGUUCGACGUUGGAGGUGUUGGAGGGACAGAUCUAGCACAGGAUUCGUCGAAGCGUUUGGAAGGAGUUACGACAGCAAGUUGGUGAGCGGGAAGCUGGUUUGCUGGAUCUGUGGGAGGAUUUAAUGGUCUGUUCAACCUUCAAACUUUUCUGGGUCAGGCAUUGAGGAGCUGAUUGUAUCGUUUUGGGGAGGCACUUGCAGCUGUAUCUAGCGUGGAGUUUCGUUCAAGGUCGUGGGCUGUAGUAAUGUGAGAAGAGUGAAGGAAAUUUCGACUGUCGCCAGAGUUGUGAAAUAUUUGCCGCGAGGCAUUUGAAGCACUCUUUUUUCGGGGGGUAGGGGAAGUAGUGUAGGGGGUCUCAAGGAUUUCCCAUUCACUGGGCUUGAACAAUUUGUCGAAUGUGCGGAUGGGAAAUUGAGGUUUGAGUUUGAUAAAAAAGGAGCAGAGGACAAGACUUCAGAGAGGUGGAUGGGGACUUCCAAAGUGAGAUGGUGCAAGUACAGGAUCUUCAUCGCAAUCCUUAUUGCAGCAUCCAUAACAGCAGCAGGGUUGUUAGGUUUUCACAAACCUUAUGCCAAAGGAUGUAUCAUGACUUACAUGUACCCCACGUACAUUCCUGUCCCGCUGCCGAAUAAUGCCACAGGCGGCAAAUAUUCUCUAUAUCUUUAUCACGAAGGCUGGAAGAAAAUUGAUCAUCAGCUCCACCUUGUCAAAUUGUCGGGUGUUCCAGUUCUUUUCAUCCCUGGCAAUGGUGGUUCUUACAAGCAAGUGCGAUCCAUAGCAGCAGAAUCAGAUAGGGCAUACAAUGGGGGUCCACUGGACGCUCAGUAUUAUCAUCAGUCGUCCUUCACGCCUCUUGAAGCUGAAUCAGUGGAAGAUUUUUCGAGUUUUUCAGAGCUCUUGGGUAGAUCCAAACCGGAUGGUCGGUAUGCAAAUCACCUGGAUUGGUUCACCGUCGAUUUGGAGGGGGAACACUCAGCUAUGGACGGGUGGAUCCUUGAAGAGCAUUCCGAGUAUGUUGUGCAAGCUGUUCACCGGAUUCUUGAUAGGUAUAGAGAGUCUUUGGAAAUGAGGUCCAAGCAUAAUGAUGACAAGGGGGAGAUUUCGCCCACAAAUGUCAUCUUGGUUGGGCACUCUAUGGGUGGCUUUGUAGCAAGGGCCGCAGUGGUCCAUCGAGAUAUCCGACCUGGAAGUGUUCGAACUGUUCUCACUCUGUCGAGUCCCCACAGAUCACCUCCCCUGGAAGUUCAGCCUUCGUUUGGACGCUUCUUUUCGAAAGUUAAUGAUGCUUGGAUACAAGGUUUUAAGGGUAGUGUGUCAAAUGGAGGUCAUUGGUCGAGGCCCACUUUAUCAGAUGUUGUAGUCGUGUCGAUAGCUGGAGGUUCGCGAGAUUAUCAGGUACGGUCAAGAAUGGCUUCUUUGGAUGGAAUCGUACCUCCUACUAAUGGUUUAACUAUUGGUACAACAAGCAUGGUGAACGUAUUUCUCUCUACAGAACACCAAAGCAUUUUAUGGUGUAAUCAAGUGGCUAUGCAGGUCUCGCACACACUGCUGCAGCUGAUAGAUAAGAAAACAGGGCAGCUGAUGAUAAACCCACAUGAAAGAAUGGCCGUCUUUGUGACUAACUUGCGUAGUGCAUUACCUUCUUCUUUUGGUUGGUUACCCAGCAUCGAUUCAAGGAUUCCGUUAACUUUUCUUAGAGCAACCCGUACCGGAAGAGAGGAUCAAGCUUUUGGUAGAGACAAAGGGGAAAUCGAAGUGGAUGAGUCAAUAUCAAGUAACAAAAAGAUGACUGCAGAGAAACAUCGAGGCACGCCAAUCCAGGAUCUAUUUGCAUGCCCAUCUCAUGUUUUUUGGCUGAAGGAAGUGCCUCAGUCAGAUCUCUAUAUUAAGUCGAACAUCAUGACUGUGCUGGCAAUGGAUGGUAGACGAAGAGUUAUGGACAUCGAAAGAUUCGCUAAGGAUGGUGAUUGGUUUAUUUUAGCAACAAACUUGGCACCAUGUGUGGGUGUACGUGUACAUUUAUGGCCUGGUAGUGCCAAACCUGGUGGUUUUCUUGAUUUUGAGAAAGCAGUGGAAAUGAGUACGAAGAUGACUGAAAUUCCAACAGGUCCCAUUCAACGCCAGACUGAGCCGGGAGGACAGACGGAGCAAGCUCCUCCCUCAGGAGUUUUACGCUUUAGACCCAGCGAUUUACAUGGCUUCCAGUUUUUGACAGUUUCUGUAGCUCCACGACCGAGUGUUCGAGGAACACCUCCACCUACAGCAACUAUGGCUGUAGGGCAGUUUUUUAACCCCAAGAAGGGAAAGAUGGCUAUGUCACCCUUGGAUUUAAUAUCCACGAUUUAUAAAAAGCAGGAGGUUUUACUUGAGGAGGGUCAUGCAAUGUUCUGGAAUUUGUCCAUCGCUGUGUCGGCCGGAACUUUGCCAGUAAAUUUGACUGUCAAGACUCUAAGUUGUGGCAUUCAGGCAACAGUACUUGCUAAGGACAAUCCAGGCCCUGAAGAACUGCUCAAACUUUGCAGAGGUCGAUGCUUUCCUCCAGUUGCUCUUGUUUGGGACCCUCCUUUCGGCUUGGAAGUCCUUCCAAAUCUGGAUUCUGAAAUCGUAGUGGUAGAUUCUGCGCCUGGAAUUUGGGGAACAAGUUACGGCUCUGAGCACACAACAAUAGUUCUCUUGGUUGACCCGCACUGUUCAUAUAGAGCAAGCGUUGAGGUGUCGUUAUCAACAGCUUCUAGUCGCUUUGUUCUCGUGUAUGGACUACAGAUCACCGGUUUGACUGUGGCAGUGAUUCUAUUUGCCCUCAUGCGUCAAGCACGAGCUUCUGAACGGGACGUCAUGGUUCCAUCAGUUGUUUCAUGCAUUGAAGCAAACCUACGCUCUCCAUUUCCACUAAUUUUUUUGGCACCUGGGCUCUCGGUUAUUUACCACUUACUUUCUACAUUUGGAACAGAGACUCCUCCAUCUUUGAUUAGUUUCCUGGGUGUCUCUUUUGUGUCUUACAUCUUUGCAAACGGUGUUGUUGCUGCGCUUGCAAUCGUCAGCAGCAUUGUAUUCCAGAUUGCAUCUUUUAUCCAAGUCUUCUUCAAGCUAAGGUUUCAGGCAUAUGAGGGUCGGCCUAGAGCUCGAGAGCCAGCUCAAUUGCGCGGAUGCUCACUGGUGAUUAAGAAGCUGAGAGAAAGACCAUUACUAGCUCUGGUUGCCGGAAUUUCUGUGCUUCUUGUUUUCGUUCAUCCUAGCGUAGGUCUCAUCGUGUUAUUGUUGGUCCAUGCUUGGAACUGCCAAACUGCUCUUUGCAGCCACCGGCUACACAAGACUCUUUUGUGGAAUGCGAAAAAGGAAGACUCGGGUGAUGAGUCGAGUAAUCCUGCCGUCUUUAUUGACGGAGAUAAUCAUCUGGAGACUUAUCGAUACCGUCAAGGACUUUUACUGCUACAUCUCGUAACCGCUAUUAUGCUUGGCCCUUCCCUGGCUGCAUGGGUCCAGAUAUCUGGAUUGGAUCGAACUCCACCCUCACUUCUUGAUUUACUUCUAUGCUUUGGUAUUGUGCUACACGGGCUGUAUUUCAGCACUUUAGACCCCAACAUUACUUUCGUCCCACUAUCAUCUGUGUUUGGCUCAAGUACUCCUGAAGCUGGUUUCAGUUUCAUUUAUGGCAUCUUCGGCUUGUAUUGUUACUAUGCUGGAUUAGCAAUGGCUCCGUACAAGGCAUUCUAUGCACUUGCUUUAAUUGGUGCAGUAACCGCAGUCCUUAGAUUUAAGGAUACACAAGCUGGAGGACUAAAAGCAGAUGUGUUCGGAAAGAGACGGCACCCUCAUACGCAUAGACAUUGAUUUGUUAUUUCUACUAACUUGAUUCAACUCGGUACAAUCAGUAAUCGAUAAUUCAUUGUAGAGGAUUCGGCAACUUUUCAGGUUGUCUGGUGUUUCUAAAUUGAACUUUCAGCGGGCCAGCAACUACUGGCUCUUAAGUAGUCAAAAGGAGCUGUUUCUUAUAAGAAAUCUUCAAAGCUUCUUGCUCUAGAGCAAUUGACUUUUAUUGCUUCAACCCAUUAGUGCUUGUCAAGCAGAUAGAGACAAGCAUCAAUCAUUGAAGUGUUCAAGUUUAGGUGAUAGUAUUUGAGUAAAUCCAAGCAUCAACCCAGGGGGUUAAGAAUAUGAGAAUUUCACAAACAUAUGGGGAUUUUGCACAUUGUGAAUUUUAAAUCUCAAUUGAUUAUCUUUAUUAUCAUACA
Messenger RNA from Physcomitrium patens, 4946 nucleotides. RefSeq lists its product as uncharacterized. The record is from RefSeq and is a predicted model, not a curated record. Gene Ontology annotation, molecular function: hydrolase activity, acting on ester bonds. Lineage: Eukaryota; Viridiplantae; Streptophyta; Bryopsida; Funariales; Funariaceae.